Mirounga angustirostris (Northern elephant seal) is the source of this 3483-nucleotide messenger RNA. RefSeq names its product cilia and flagella associated protein 45 (gene CFAP45). The record is from RefSeq and is a predicted model, not a curated record. The transcript is spliced from 11 exons. Lineage: Eukaryota; Metazoa; Chordata; Mammalia; Carnivora; Phocidae. The coding region runs from base 1625 to 3355 and encodes 576 amino acids.
UGAUGGGCCAGGCACCACACCUUCUUCCUUACUUAGAGGCAGAACUCACACCAUCCCUGCUGGUCCGGUACCUUCCACCUUUCCCCUCCCAAUGCUUGCCCUCAGUCCCACCUACUGCAGGUUCUUUUCAUUUCCUCUGCUUCUAUUUUUGGUGGAAAGGGGAGCAGUUGCUCACCACUAACCAUACAAUAACCCUUCCGAGUCUGUUAUUAGGCAUCCUCGGGGCUGCUAUAUUUACCUUCUAAUAAACCCAAGCUUUCCUGCUCUGCUGUCCCAGGGCUGCCUGAAGCUGUAAAGGGAGGCCCCCACCGUAAGCCUCCUGCCGGCUGGGCCAGGCAGUGAGGAAGAAGGGAGGGCACGCACAGCCGGGCGCAGCUGGAGAAUAAUCGCCUGAUUUAGCGGGAAAACCCGAGGCAGGUGAAACAGGUGCUGCCGAAUCUGGUUGGUCAGGGCGGAUCGGAGAGAGCUUUCAAAACACAUUGUCCAGGGCUUAGUGACCUGCAACGACAGGGUCCUUCUCCCUGUCUGCGCUGUCCUCUUGACGGCUGCUGAUUCCCAGGCUUGGGAGACCCCCAGUGGGUAGCUCAUGCCGCCGAGACACCCCAGCUUAGAGGACUGGGGGACAGGUUGGCUCCUCCAAAGGGAGAUUUGGGUCAGCUUUAGAGUAAGGUUGGAGUCGCCCCCAGUCCUCGCAGAAGUCACCUCCCGGAGACAGACUCCUCUCGGGGCUGAGCUGGGCUUUGGGAGGGGAGGAAGUACUAGUAUUGCUAGCUGGAGGCAACAGGGCCAGAACUCUGACUUAAGUGCGAGGGCAUAGAGGGGGGUGGAUUUUGGGGAGCUCCCCGGCUGGGAAACUGUGCUUGGGAAACGGGGACAAAGGGAGGCACUGCAGCUGGAACCCGAGCCAAAAUCACCACCCAGAGCGGGUCUGGCAAGGCCCCUGGCUGCACCGUGGCACGCCCAGCCCCGGCAGCUUUGUGGGGUGCUGCCGCGGGUCCUUACCACGCUGCCUCGGCCAGAGCUCCCCCGGGCUCUCCUGGCACCACCCGCUCCCCUCCAUUCUCCGGCUCAGGGGAUCCGAUUGGUGAAGCCGAGGCCCUUUGCCCAGGCUCAGAAGGAGCGUAUCUGGUGUUUUUAGCGUCUACAGUCGGAGAUAGGCCUUAUCUCAACUCAUUAGAUGAGGAAUUCUCCCCAAAUAGGAAGACACUGGCUGGUUAAAAGUGCAUGCUUUUGGGGUCCCAGGAGUGAAAGCCGUGAAGCAAUCACUCAGCCUUCAUCCACUGAACUUUAUUGGGCACGAACUGUGAGCCAAGCAGCAGGAAGGUGCUUUUCCAUCCUCAGUGUCCUCUGGUCCCCACCAUAACCUUGGGAGCUUGUGGGGACACGGAGGAUGUCAGAUAGCAGUGUUAGUCGUGAAAGGGGCUCAGAGCUCAGGCCAAGAGGCUUGGAGGUGGGAGAGGAUGCUACCUUUCCGGAGAGGCAGCCCACGUGGCCUCUCAAGACAGUGUCCUUGGGGGAAAUUGGGACCAGGAUGACGAUGACGUCCUCUUGCCAUCCCCACUUCCCUCCUCCUCCCUUCUGUAUCACACGAUGACCUGGCCAUCUUCAGUGUGGGGACGAGGAAAUGCGAGGUGUUUCCCUUGCCCAGGGUCCAGCCGACCCCUCGGUACUGACGACCCGGCCUUUCUGCCUCUCCCUGCAGCCGCUAAGCACCACUGGCGUCCUGAGUUCGUCCUCCACCACUUCCAACAGGUCGAGGAAUAGGGCUCGCUACCGGACCAAAGCCGUGAGCUCCGAGGUGGAUGAGAGCCUCUUCGGAGGGGUCAAGGUAACUCCUCAGGCCCAGAGCGACAGCCCCAUUGUGGUCCUCCGAGAUAAGCAUGCCAUUCGGAAAACCCUCACUGCCCUGGGCUUGGAAAACAAGCCGGAGACCAUCCAGCUCAUCACCCGGGACAUGGUCCGGAAGCUCAUCGUUCCCGCCAAGGAUCCCUCUGGGGAGUCCCUCAUCAUGAGCCCUGAGGAGUUUGAACGCGUCAAAUGGGCAUCCCACCUGCUGACCAGAGAAGAGCUCGAGGCCAGGGAGCAGGCCUUCAAGAAGGAGAAGGAGGCCAUCGUGGACGCGGUGACCAAGCGCAAGAAGAUCAUGAAGCAGAAGGAAAUGGUGUGGAGAAACAACAAGAAGCUCAGUGACCUAGAGGAGGUGGCCAAGGAGAGGGCCCAGAACCUCCUGCAGAGAGCCAACACCUUGCGCAUGCAGCAGGAGGAGGAGCUCAAGGACAUGAGCAAGAUCAUCCUCAAUGCCAAGUGCCAUGCCAUCCGGGAUGCCCAAAUCCUGGAGAAGCAGCUGAUUCAAAGAGAAUUGGAUGCAGAGGAAAAGCGGUUGGAUCAGAUGAUGGAGGUGGAACGACAGAGAUCCAUUCAAAGGCAGGAGGAGCUGGAUAGGAAGAGGAGGGAGGAAAGAAUCAGAGGAAGACAGCAUAUUGUGGAACAGAUGGAAAAGAACCAGGAGGAGCGGUCGCUGCUUGCCGAGCAGCGGGAGCAGGAGAGGGACCAGAUGCUGGAGUACAUGGAACAGCUCCAGGACGAGGAUCUAAGGGACAUGGAACGGAGGCACCAGCAAAAACUAAAGAUGCAAGCUGAGAUUAAGCGCAUUAAUGAUGAAAACCAGAAACAGAAGGCAGAGCUGCUGGCUCAGGAGAAACUGGCAGACCAGAUGGUGAUGGAGUUCACCAAGAAGAAGAUGGCUCGAGAGGCAGAGUUUGAGGCUGAGCAGGAGAGAAUACGGAGGGAGAAAGAGAAGGAGAUCGCCCGUCUGAGGGCCAUGCAGGAGAAGGCCCAGGAUUACCAGGCAGAGCAGGAUGCCUUGCGGGCCAAGCGCAACCAGGAGGUUGCAGACAGGGAGUGGCGCAGAAAGGAAAAGGAAAAUGCGCAGAAGAAGGUGGAGACAGAAGCCAAACUGCGUAAAAGCCGGUUGGAGCAGGUGGCUUUCAAGGAGCACGCUCUGGCCGUUCAGGUGCAACGGGACCGGGAUGAGUUCGAGAGGAUUCUUCGGGCUCAGAGAGAGCAGAUUGAGAAGGAGCGGCUGGAGGAGGAGAAAAAGGCCACCGAGCGCUUACGGCAUGCCAACGAGCUCAGGCGCCAGGUACGUGAGAACCAGCAGAAGCAGGUGCAGGACCGCAUUGCCACCUUCGAGGAGGGCCAGCGCCUCAAAGAGGAGGCCCAGAAGCGGCGUGAGCACAUUGAUGACAUCAAGAAGAGAAAGAUUGAAGAGCUGAGAGCCACCGGCCUUCCUGAGAAGUACUGCAUUGAAGCGGAGCGCAAAGCUAACAUCCAGCCAGCUGCCUCUGUGAAAUGAGGGGAGUCUCCGUGUCCCCAGGGGUGCCUGCAGGGGACAGGCUCUGCCCAGUCUCUGGGCAUCCAUAACUGCCGCUAACCUAGACAUUUUAUAGUUACAGAUUAAAUUUAUUCCACUUCAUUAAGCAA